Messenger RNA from Carlito syrichta (Philippine tarsier), 4340 nucleotides. RefSeq names its product protein tyrosine phosphatase type IVA, member 1 (gene PTP4A1). Gene Ontology annotation, molecular function: protein tyrosine/serine/threonine phosphatase activity. The transcript has 6 exons. Gene Ontology annotation, cellular component: nucleus. The record is from RefSeq and is a predicted model, not a curated record. NCBI's taxonomy places the organism in Eukaryota, Metazoa, Chordata, Mammalia, Primates, Tarsiidae. Gene Ontology annotation, biological process: protein dephosphorylation. The coding region runs from base 676 to 1197 and encodes 173 amino acids.
CGCCUGGGCGCGCCGAUUGGCUCGUGCGCUGCGGGCCGGCUCGGCGACGCGCUCUCCUCGGAGCCGCUCACUGCACGGUAGAGACUGGUGCCCCCGCCACCGCCUGCACCGCCGCUGCCGCCGCCCCGCGAGGACCACCGCCGCCCCCUGCCCUGCCGCCGCCGCCGCCACCGCCUGUGUCGCCGCCGCCUCGGGACCGGCUGUAUGAUUAGGCCACAAUCUUCAAUGAGUAAACAUAUUCCUCAGUUCUGUGGUGUUCUUGGUCACACAUUUAUGGAGUUUCUGAAGGGCAGUGGAGAUUACUGCCAGGCACAGCACGACCUCUAUGCAGACAAGUGAACUGUAGAAAUUAAUUACUACUCCACCAAGAAGCCCCCAUAAGAGUGGUUGGACACAAAAGUGUUGACUUGAAAUCCACAGAGCAUUUUACAAACGUUCUGACCUGGAUGGGGUAAACCUCAGUGCACUUCCUUUCUGUUGCCUCAGUAUUUACUGGAGUGAAGAAUUGCUGCUUCUUGUUAGGAGGUUCAUUUCAUUUAUCAUUACUUCCAACUUCAUACUCAAAGCACUGAGAAUUGCAAGUGGAGUACAUCGAAGUAGACUUCAGUUUCUUUGCAUCAUUUCUGUAUUCAAUUUUUAAAUUCUUUCAUAACCCCGUUGAGUGUUUAAAUUACCAUGGCGCGAAUGAACCGCCCAGCUCCUGUAGAAGUCACAUACAAGAACAUGAGAUUUCUUAUUACACACAAUCCAACCAAUGCAACCUUAAACAAAUUUAUAGAGGAACUUAAGAAGUAUGGAGUUACCACUGUAGUAAGAGUGUGUGAAGCAACUUAUGACACAACCCUUGUGGAGAAAGAAGGCAUCCAUGUUCUUGAUUGGCCUUUUGAUGAUGGUGCACCACCGUCCAACCAGAUUGUUGAUGACUGGCUAAGUCUUGUAAAAAUUAAGUUUCGUGAAGAACCUGGUUGUUGUAUUGCUGUUCAUUGUGUUGCAGGCCUUGGGAGAGCUCCAGUGCUUGUUGCCCUAGCAUUAAUUGAAGGUGGAAUGAAAUAUGAAGACGCAGUGCAGUUCAUUAGACAAAAGCGGCGAGGAGCUUUUAACAGCAAGCAACUUUUGUAUUUGGAGAAGUAUCGUCCUAAAAUGCGACUGCGCUUCAAAGACUCCAACGGUCAUAGAAACAACUGUUGCAUUCAAUAAAACUGGGGUGCCAGAUGCUAUUGCCUUGGAAGUGCAACUUGAGAUAGGACCUAAUUGGUCGUGCAUGUUAGCCAGUGUUGGCUUGGUGUUAAGUCUGAUGACGCUUCCAUAGGGUAUUGAAAAGCAGUUUUACCAGGCCACAGCUUGACAGAAUUGGCAACCUCUGUUUGGGUUACAUUCAACCUGUGUGAACACUUAGCAAAAGAUUUUUGCUGUUCACAUUUAAAAUGUGCUUAUCAUUUUUAACAAUUGACCUUUCCUGAUAUCAUGCGGUGUUUAGUUGUCUUUGUUUAAAUCUGUUCCCAUGCCAGAAUCUUUUCAAUACUUAAGAAAUUUAGAAAGAUUAGGUGCCAAAAUACCCAGCACAAUACUCACAUAUUUUUAGUAUCAUAUAGACCUAAAAUCCCAGGAACUAUGAACACUCUAGACCUUAUGUGGUUUUAUUUCUUCAGUCAUUUCACACAUUGGAAGUAUGGCUUGUGUGGUUACUUGCCUGUUCACUUUAUGUUUACAUCUCCCACAUUCAGACCAGUGCACAUCAGGUUUGCUCAGCCAUCAGUUGUUUGUUUGGAUUUUUACCUAGUCUUACAGUGAUUAUUUAAUGUCUUUCUGUAAAUCUCAUUUUGUGCUGUUAUGGAAAACCUCCAUUUGGGAAAUCUACAUUGUACAGAAGCACAUGUCUUUAUGUCUUCAGACAAAAAAGCCUUACAGUGAAUUGAUUGUUUGCACUCUAAGGUGCAACUUAACAGGGAGGGCCUGAAGAAAGAAUGGGAGGGGCUAUCAAGUAUUUUUAGCGAAAUGUUGCCUUUGUCUUGUGCAGAACCUAUAGAAUAUGCUCUUUAAUUUAGCAAAUAUUUUUUUAAAAGGUAGAGAUGCUUUGUUAUUGUAGGUAAAACAAUUCUUAAUCAUAAAAUUUCUGAAAUUCUUGUAAUUUUUUUCCCAUACUUAUCAGAAGUUGUUUACCAACUUAUUUUUGUUUGAAGUGUGAUUUUUUUUUUUUCUUCCCAACCUCUCUUGCAAAAAAGAAGUGGGUUUCUGCUAAUGAACUGAGCAGACAUCUAAUAUUUUAUAUGCCUUUUGAGCUGUGUAACUUAAUAUUUGGAUACUUGAUAAUUUGUUUUAUUAUGUAAUUGAUUAAAUGGUGAUGUGUAUUAAUGUUAGUUCAGCCAUAUAUUUAUACUGUCUGGGGAUGUGUGGUGACAGUUCUGUGGGAGAAAUAAUUUGUCAGUGUUCACCAGCUUGUAAAAACUUAGUGCGAGAGCUUAAACAUCUAAAUAAAUAAUGAACUGCGUUUAUCAUCAUUGAGAUUGUUUUGCUUAAAGUUAACUUAUUUUGUAGAAAACAAUGAAUCGCACUUCAUUUAAUGCCAUUUGAUGUAAAGUGUGUGUCCUCGUCUUCAACAAAUGAAGGAUAAAAUGAAGUCAGCAUUUUAGCAAGCUUAUUGACAAUUGGUUAGGAUCAUGAAAACUUUGACUGUAUAACACUAAAAGUGCUUUCCAUUAUAAACAUUCCUUUUUAAAGGUCUAGAUAAUUUAUUAUUGUCUACUGAGGAGAAACUAGUUGAAGAUGGCCUUAACUUAAGCUCAGUUCCACUAAUUAUUACUGGUUUUGUGCAAUUUCUGUACCUCUAUUGCAAAUUAUAUCUAAUAAAUUGUUAAAUUAAUUUGAACAUAAGUAUUUGGCACAUCAAAGCUUAAUGUUAAGUUUUUCUUAGUAAUCUGAAGUACUUCCUUUGCAUAGCUCAUGGAAAUCUAAAAAGGACAAAUGUCUUUUUAAACAGCGGUUGUAAACAUAAAAUAACCAAUUUGAGUAAAAAGUGAUACUGCACUUGUGUUUCAAAGAAUUUGCUCUCAUCUCUUCAUGCCAGUUUAGCACUUAAUGUAUUUCAUUCCUGAAAUGUACCAGGGCAAAAAGGAAAAACAGGUCUCUGGAGUCCUUUCUUCAAAUCUUAGAUCUUUGGAUUGGGACUAGUUAUUUAACCUGAGCUGUGUUUUUUGUUUGUUUUUUAAAGAAGAUACAGUCUACUUUUAAUGAAAAUGCAAUUUUAUGUGAGUGACUGCUAAAUGAUCAACUAUUACCACACAGCCCAGAAAACAUCCUUUACGUUCAUUCAAAGAGGAGGUGCCAUUAUAAUUAACGAAAAAUAUCUUUUGAGUUUGAAAAGUUAAUUUGCAGUGAUGGAUUGUAUAUAUAUGGUGCUAAAAAUCAAUUUACUUUAUAAACCUUAUCUGUACAGUAUACAAUGUGAUGAGACUUGCUUUUUAUCCAAAUAAUUUUGUAUCUUGUAAAUACAGCUGAUUAUAGGAAUGCCUAUAAUACAUCUGAAGAUUCCUUAUAUUUAAUAAGAAUUAUAAGAAUUCUGAGUCGAAGUCUUGAAUGCAAGAAGUUAUCAGAUGGUGUUCUACAAUUUGGUUACUUGGAUUUGGAUUCCCCCAAUGGGAUGAUGUAAAUAGUAACUAGUUGCCUAGGCUUGUCUAUAGAAACUGUAAUGUUCCUGAUGUAAGUAAUGCAGUUGCUGAAUCCUAAGAAGAAGAUGCAGUCUCCUUUUAGUUGAAGGAAAAUCCUAGAAAUAGGUACCAGUGGUCAUUUUACUGUGCCCUGCAAUCUUCGUUUUCCUUAGAGCCCCCUUUCCCUAUUCCCCUGCCUUGACACAACUCCAGACCUAGAAGCAGCCAGGCCAGGCAUGGGGUCUCAUCCCAUCCCAUCCCCUUUCUAUAGUGCUUCAAAAAUGAUACUGUGCUUCCCCCAACUUGGCUGCAGAAUCUCAAUCUGGGUUUUUUAAAUGUAUUCAUCUGACAAAUGUCUACCGUUUGCCAGGCAUUUAAGAGUAUGGCAGAGAAUGUGAAAGAUAGUCACCAAUGAGUUCCCCACCUCUUGCUAGUAUUAAGAGAAUGCGUUCUGUUGGAGUUUCAGGAAAUGUAAUUUGAAGAGAGGAAAUACUUCAAAGGGAAGUGGAAGUAUAAGCAACAGUUUUUUAUUUACAUGUAAAUGAAGUUAUUUUAAAGUUUUUAGGAAAAAACAUGAAGGUGGUGUCUGCUAUACAUGUUUAUAUUCUACAUUCUUGCUUCCUUGAAUAAUAUGUUUGUGUGUAUAUAUGUGCCUCCUUACACUUGGAUUGGAAAUUAAAGACUGGUUUAAAAGUG